AUGAAUCCAAUUUCAUAAAAAUUAAUUGUGAUAAAGGACGAGGAAAACAAUUUAGAAUCUAAAAUUUAAUUUAAGAUAGAUUUAUACUCUUAAUCCUUAGUAGCUAAGCUUGGUUAAUUAUAACAAAAUGAUAUAUAAACUUAAUCUAAGAAGUAAGUGCAUUUAUUGAUGAAAGAUGUUUUAAAGUAUGUUAGAAUACUAAAUUAGAAGUUGAGACUUGUACAAGUAGAAUAUUUAAGUAUAUUUAGAAAAUUGUUUCAAUAAGCAUAAUUAAUUAUUGGAAUAUCACAAAAGUUCAGAAUUUAUGGGCAUAUUUAAAAAGUCAUCUAAUUGA
Paramecium primaurelia is the source of this 334-nucleotide messenger RNA. NCBI's taxonomy places the organism in Eukaryota, Ciliophora, Oligohymenophorea, Peniculida, Parameciidae. The record is from the annotation of a GenBank genome assembly.